AUGCACGGUCAGGAAGAGUGGUUGGAUAAAGAAAAAACACUGGUAGACACCUGCGAUGAUUCUUCCCAUAUAAAAAAGGGCCCCGAUAGUAAUCGUAUCAGUAAAAAGGGUGCCAAAGAGUUGAUAAAACAUAUGAAUCGCAAAGAAAUUGCUAUACAGGAUAGAGAAUUGACGAAGCAACUCGCCCUUCUCAGACAAGAAAAUAAUCAUUUACAGCAGGCGUGUAAAAUUCUUGGCGAGGACAAAAUUACGGAGAACAAAAAGUCUGUAGAUAAAUGGAGAACAAUUUGUGAGAUGGAGCUUUCCUUCAUCUUGAAUUCGACUUUGAUCAAAAUUAACAGAAUGGGCGGUUAUAAGGAUUUUUUGGAAAAGGAAAUGGAGGCCAAAAAAAGAAGAUUGGAAUACCAGAUCGAUAGCGGCAUAGAAGAUCAGAUCUACGAAGUAAAAGAAAGUGAAGACUUUAAGCAGCUUUCAGAAGUUGAACAGCAAGAAUGGGAAGGUCAAAUGAACGAGAAAUUGAAAGAGUUGGAAAAGAAUAAAGUAAUGGAGUUGGAGAAACUAAAUAAAGUGUUGCUUGAUAGCGAAGGGAAAGAGUUCGGCAUGGCAGAACUGUGUACUAGAUUAAAGCUUGAUUAUAAUUUAAUCUUCCCACAGUGA
Messenger RNA from Saccharomyces kudriavzevii IFO 1802, 657 nucleotides. RefSeq names its product Mei5p (gene MEI5). Bases 1 to 657 code for a protein of 218 amino acids. The transcript has a single exon. NCBI's taxonomy places the organism in Eukaryota, Fungi, Ascomycota, Saccharomycetes, Saccharomycetales, Saccharomycetaceae. The record is from RefSeq and is a predicted model, not a curated record.